GUGUCCCUCCCGGGCCCCGGGCCGCCCCCGGCUGUGGCCCCCUGCGCUGCCCCGGGGGACAGGACCCUCGGAAAGGAUGGAGCGGCAGCCGGCGGUGACGAUGCUGCUCCUGGGCCUGGGCCUGGGGCUGGGGCUGGGGCUGGGGUCGGAGCCGGGGCUGGGGCCGGGCUCGGGGCUCGGCCCGGACGUCCAGGAGGCGGCAGGGGGGCUCGGUGUCACCCCGGACCGGCCGAGUCUCAGCAUCCAGAAGGACAUGCUCACCGUCAUGGUCAACGCGACUCUGCAGAUCACCUGCAGGGGCCAAAGAGAUCUGGACUGGCUGUGGCCAAACAACCACAGUAGCCCCGAAAACCGGGUCGAGGUGACCGAAUGCAGCGACGGCCCCUUCUGCAAGACGCUCACCAUUGCCAAAGUGGCGGGAAACGAUACCGGAGCCUACAGGUGCCUCUACCGAGACGUCCAGCUGGAGGCCAGCAUUUACGUCUACGUUCAAGAUUACAGGUCGCCGUUCACCACUUCCGUGAGCGACCAGCACACCGUCAUCUACAUCACCGAGAACAAGAACAAGACGGUGGUCGUCCCGUGUCUCGGCUCCACAGCCAACCUCAACGUGUCGCUGUACGCGAGGUACCCCGAAAAACGGUUCAUUCCGGACGGCGACAAGAUUUCCUGGGACAGACGGACGGGGUUCACCAUCCCCAGCUACAUGAUCAGCUACGCCGGCAUGGUCUCCUGCGAAGCCAAGAUCAACGAAGAGAGCUAUCAGUCCCGCAUGUUCAUUGUCGCGGUUGUAGGGUACAAGAUUUACGAGUUGGCCCUGACCCCCUCACCCCGGGUGGAGCUGGCCGUGGGAGAGAAACUCGUCCUCAACUGCACAGCCAAGACUGAGCCAAACGUCGGGAUCGACUUCCGCUGGGAAUAUCCGUCGGCCAAGUUUCAGGCCAGGAAGCCGGUGACACGAGACCUGAAGACGCACAUGGGGAGCGAGCUGAAGAAGUUCCUGAGCACGCUGACCAUCGACCGCGUGGCCCGGGCCGACCAGGGCUACUACAUCUGCGUGGCGUCCAGCGGGCUGAUGACCAAGAACGACACCACGUUCGUCACCGUCCACGAAAAACCCUUCAUUGCCUUCGACAGCCGGAUGGAGUCCCUGGCGGAAGUCAAGGUCGGAGAGCGGGUGCGAAUCCCCGCACGGUUCAUCGGGUACCCUCCUCCGGAAAUCAAAUGGUACAAGAACGGGAGAGUCAUCAACUCCAACCCCACCGUGCGCGUGGGUCCCGUGCUCACGAUCGUCGAAGCGAGCGAAAGGGAUGCGGGGAAUUACACCGUCACCCUCACCAACCCCGUCACCAAGGAACGACAGAGUCACGAGGUCUCCCUGAUGGUGAACGUCCCCCCGCAGAUUGGCGAGAAGUUGCUGGUUGCCCCCGUGGAUUCCUACCCCUACGGCACCACGCAGACGCUGACCUGCACGGUCUAUGCCGUACCACCCCCCAUCCACAUCCGCUGGUUCUGGCAGCUGGAGGAAGACUGCACCUUCAACCCCAGCUCCGUGGGGCUAGCGAGCCAGCCCUACGCCUGCAGAGAGUGGAGAAACAUAACCGACAGCAACGGGGGCAACCGGAUCAAGGUCAACAAGAACCAGUUUGUCGUGAUCGACAACAAGAACAAGACGGUGAGCACCCUGGUGAUCCAGACGGCGAACGUGUCCGCGUUGUACAAGUGCGAAGCUGUGAACAGAGCCGGCAGGGGAGAGAGAGUCAUCUCCUUCCAUGUGACCAGGGGUCUGGAGAUCCGUGUGGACCCCAGGAAUCGCCCCAUCGAACGGGAGAACGUCUCCUUGGUGUGCGCGGCGGACACGUCCACCUUCCAGAGCCUCGGCUGGUACAGGCUGAGCCUGCGGGCGUCUCAGCCGGCCAGGGCUCGCUUCCCCCUGCCCGUCUGCAAGAACCCCAACGCCCUGCUGAAGCUCAGGGCCACGAAAUUCACCAAUACCACCAGUAGCAAGGUGGUCCUGGACCUCCACAACAUCUCCCUGCAUGACCAGGGGGACUACGUCUGCCUGGCCCAGGACAAGAAGACCAGGAAACUGCACUGUGUUGUCCGGCACCUCGCCAUUCAAGAGCGGGUGGCACCCACCAUCGUGGGCGACCUGGAGAACCAGACGGCGAGCAUCGGGGAAACCAUCGAGGCGUCCUGUUCCGCGUCGGGGAUUCCCCCUCCUCAGAUCACCUGGUUUAAAGACAACGAAACGCUCGUCGAGGACUCGGGGAUCGUGCUGAAGGACGGAAACCAGAACCUGACCAUCCGCAGGGUGAGGAAGGAAGAUGGUGGCCUCUACAGCUGCCAGGCUUGCAACGUCCUGGGGUGCGCCAAGGCUGAGAUCAUCUUCUUCGUGGAAGGUGUCCAGGAGAAGACCAACCUGGAGCUGGUGAUUCUGGUGGGCACGGCCGUGAUCGCCAUGUUCUUCUGGCUACUUCUGGUCGUCGUCCUGCGCACCAUCAAACGGGCCAACGGCGGGGAGCUGAAGGCCGGCUACCUGUCGAUCGUCAUGGACUCGGACGAGCUUCCCCUGGACGAGCACUGUGACCGCCUCCCCUACGACGCCAGCAAAUGGGAGUUCCCCCGAGACCGGCUGAAGCUGGGGAGACCCCUUGGCCGCGGGGCCUUCGGCCAAGUUAUCGAAGCUGACGCCUUUGGGAUCAGCAAGGUGGCAACGUGCAAAACCGUCGCGGUCAAGAUGCUGAAAGAGGGGGCCACCCACAGCGAGCACCGGGCGCUCAUGUCCGAGCUGAAGAUCCUCGUCCACAUCGGCCACCACCUCAAUGUUGUCAAUCUCCUCGGUGCCUGUACCAAGCCGGGAGGUCCACUGAUGGUGAUCGUGGAAUACUGCAAGUUUGGCAACCUGUCGACCUAUCUGAGGAGCAAGAGGAGCGAGUUUGUCAUGUACAAGAACAAGAGCUCGCGCUUCCGGCAGGUGAAGGACCACUACGUGGGGGAGAUCCCCGGGGACCCGAAACCCCGCCUGGAUAGCAUCACCAGCAGCCAGAGCUCGGCCAGCUCGGGGUUCGUGGAGGAGAGGUCGCUCAGCGACGUGGAGGAGGAGGAAGCUCCUGAGGACCCGAGCAAGGCAUCCCUGAGCUUGGAACAUCUCAUCUGCUACAGCUUCCAGGUGGCCAAAGGGAUGGAGUUCCUAGCCUCCCGCAAGUGCAUCCACCGUGACCUGGCCGCCCGCAACAUCCUCCUGUCCGAGAAGAACGUCGUCAAGAUCUGUGACUUCGGUCUGGCCCGCGACAUCUACAAGGACCCCGACUACGUCCGGAAGGGAGAUGCCCGCCUGCCCCUCAAGUGGAUGGCCCCCGAGACCAUCUUUGACCGCGUAUGCACGAUCCAGAGCGACGUGUGGUCCUUCGGAGUGCUGCUUUGGGAAAUCUUCUCCUUGGGGGCCUCCCCGUACCCCGGCGUGAAGAUCGACGAAGACUUUUGCCGUCGGCUGAAGGAAGGCACACGGAUGCGGCCACCCGAAUACGCCACGCCGGAAAUGUACCAGACCAUGCUGGACUGCUGGCACGGGGAGCCCAAGCAGCGACCCACGUUCUCAGAGCUGGUGGAGCACUUGGGAAACUUGCUGCAAGCCAACGCGCGCCAGGAUGGCAAAGACUACAUCGUCCUCCCUAUAUCCGAGGUGCUCAGCAUGGAAGAGGAUUCCGGGCUGUCCUUGCCCACCUCACCUGUUUCCUGUACAGAGGAAGAGGAAGCAGGCGACCCCAAGUUCCAUUAUGACAACGCGGCCGGAAUGAGUCAAUAUCUGCAAGGGAGCAAAAGAAAGAGCCGACCAGCAAGUGUCAAAACGUUUGAGGACAUUCCCUUGGAGCCAGAGAUAAAAAUCAUUCCAGACGACAAUCAGACGGACAGCGGGAUGGUCCUGGCCUCGGAGGAACUGACGACUUUGGAAGACAGAAACAAGCUCACAGCCUCCUUUAGCAGCGGGCUGGUGCCCAGCCAAAGCAAGGAGUCGGUGAUGUCCAAGGCGUCCAACCAGACCAGCGGCUACCAGUCCGGCUAUCACUCGGACGACACGGACACCACGGUGUACUCCGGCGAGGAGACUGAACUCUCGCAUCCCGGGGCAGCGGCCUCUCAGGCCGGCCGGGCUCCUCCGCUCCCGCCGGCCUCCUGUUGAGCUCGCCCCUUCCCUUCCCUGCGUAAGAUGUGGAAGAGGAGCCACGUGCUCGCCCUUCCCACUCCCCACCGGCCAUCCCAGCGACUGACCCCAUGACCCCCGGGCUGGACGACCGCCGUUUCCACGACGAAGGGACCUUCCGCGUUGGCGUCCCUCUCAUGGGCCGGAGCCGAAGAGCCAGGGAAGGGCCUGGAAAACCAGGAAGCUCACGGGUGGGGCCCGAGGGUUCGUCCUGCCAUCUGCUGCCCCUCACCACCUCUGCCCAGUGGGGUUCUUGGCAGCUCUAACCAAACGGGAGGCCGGAGGCUCCCAGGCCAAGGGACUUGCCCUGGACUAGGGGUCCGGCUCCGGGAAGGAAGCCCCCAGCCCCUCCUUCAUUGAUUUAGAGGGACCACAGGGCCGAAGCCACGGGGCUUCCAGAGGCCCCCCAAGCAGGAGGGACAGACGGGCCACAUCUGGAUGGAGGCAUGGGGCAGUGGUGGCACUUCUGGUGAGCAUCAGUCCAGUUUCAGGUGGCCACCUUCCCGGGCUCUUCGGCCAGCUCACCGUGGCCGAACAAGCCAACGUGGCCGUAGCCACGUCUCCGCUCUGCGGCUCCCUACGAACCGUCUUGUGCCCCCUCUCCCCAGGAGCGAUUAGCCAAGCUGUAAACCAGCCCCGGCAGCCCGACCCCCACCCAUCGUCAAAUCUGUAACCCGCAAAGCCGUUCCUACUGGGCGGGGGCUGCCCUUCUCCUUGAUCUGUUCUUAGUCUUCUUAAAAUGAAAAAAACAAAAGUGUUUUUUGUACCAUAGUGUUAAAUGCCAGAAAUCAAAACAACAACAAGCAAUAUGGCACAUACUGUAUUUAUAGCCUGUUA
Messenger RNA from Tachyglossus aculeatus (Australian echidna), 5041 nucleotides. RefSeq names its product kinase insert domain receptor (gene KDR). Gene Ontology annotation, molecular function: growth factor binding; ATP binding; vascular endothelial growth factor receptor activity. Gene Ontology annotation, cellular component: membrane; signaling receptor complex. The transcript has 30 exons. Gene Ontology annotation, biological process: positive regulation of angiogenesis; protein phosphorylation; positive regulation of kinase activity. The record is from RefSeq and is a predicted model, not a curated record. Lineage: Eukaryota; Metazoa; Chordata; Mammalia; Monotremata; Tachyglossidae. Bases 77 to 4183 code for a protein of 1368 amino acids.